AUGCAAAACAUGCAGGUCGUGGUGAGGCGUUUGGGUUCUGCCAGAGGCGUCCUGUCUGUGUGCCAAUGGCCGGAGAAACACUCUUUGCUCAGACGACUGUCAGCCAAGGCCCAGAGCCCCCGUCCCAUCCUCUCCGUCGCCCCCAUCCGAGCUCUGGUGGAUGAGAAGUUCAAGGUGUCGGUGGAGAAUCUGCCUCCGGCGGCUCCAGUGACGGUCCAUUCCCUGCACCAGUCGGAGGACCAGGACUGCUGGGAGGCCUACGGACACUAUAUCAGUGACCACAGGGGCACUGUGUCAGUUUCAGAAGAUUUGAGCUUCGGGGGAACAUACUCAGGUAAAGAGCCCAUGGGUUUGCUGUGGAGCAUGCGUCCGGUUCCAGGCAGCCGCUUUGGACUCAGGUUAAGGAAGAUGGACGUCUGUGCUCCCAUGCUGGUCAACAUCUCCGUCUUCAGUGGUCAUGAAGGAUUCAGGGAACACACUCCUCUGGCCUCAGUAGUAACAGAGAGAUGGCACGUGGCUCCAGGGGUCCAGAGGGUGGAAGUUACCAUUAAAGGAAUGCGAGGAACCCUGUUCAUACCUCCAGGUCUAGGAGCCUUUCCUGGGGUACUAGAUAUUUGGGGAGGUGGUGGAGGGCUUCCGGAGUAUCGUGCUGCUUUGCUGGCAUCCCAUGGUUACGCUACUAUGGCACUGGAGAAUUUUGCCCUUGAUGAUCUGCAGGGUAAAAACCUAGAUCUGAACUAUUUUGAGAUGGCACUUGAUAAGCUUAAGAACCAUCCUCAGGUGAUAUCAGACAGAGUUGGAGUUGUAGGUCUUUCCCUUGGUGCCAUUUUUUUGUUAUACCUGACAGCUAAGAGCCCCACAUUCAAGCCUCAGUGUUGUGUCAGCAUCAGUGGCAGUAACGUUUGGUCAUCUGACAACACCCUGAAAGGAGUCUAUAAAACGUUGUUCAGAAAAUUCGACAAGUUACGUCUGGGUGAGAACGACAGCCACAUUUGGCAAGAUGUGGGCCUAGAAUUCAUCCAUGACCCCACAAAUGUAGUGGACGUGGGGAAAAUAAACUGCCCACUGCUGCUGGUCAGUGGCGCAGACGAUCAGAACUGGCCCACGUCAGAAUUCGCUAAGCUGAUGACCCAGAUGCUGCGUUCAGCAGGAAAGGAGCACCUGGUGACCUCAGUGAUCUACUAUGAUGCUGGACAUCUGAUCGAACCUCCCUUCUCACCUCAUUUCAGAGCUACUGCAUUUAAAGUCAGAGGCAACGAGCAGAACGUUAUAAUGCUGUGGGGAGGACACACCAAACCUCAUGCAGAUGCUCAGGAAGACUCCUGGACCAAGAUUUUGACUUUCCUGAAGCAGCAUCUGUACAGCAGUGACUGAAGUGAUGAAUCUGACCAAGAUCGGCAUCCAGGACUUUAGACCUGGUAGUGAUUCUGUAUUGACUGUGUACUCUACCGUACAAAGCUUAAGUGCAGUCAGAUUCAGAUGAAAGUAUUUACUUUAAUCUUGACAUUUACUAUGAAUAAACCUUUACUGUUAUAAUUAACAUUUUAAUUUGAUUAUAAAUUACAACAUAGCACCAAGAUGCGGCAUUAAACAGACUGACUGUAUACCUGAGGAAAAAUGUGUAUUUACUGCUAUUUUGAACUACCUAGAAAAAAUAAUAAACCGUCUGAGAACCGAA
Betta splendens (Siamese fighting fish) is the source of this 1678-nucleotide messenger RNA. RefSeq names its product peroxisomal succinyl-coenzyme A thioesterase-like. The transcript is spliced from 11 exons. Gene Ontology annotation, molecular function: fatty acyl-CoA hydrolase activity. The record is from RefSeq and is a predicted model, not a curated record. Bases 1 to 1374 code for a protein of 457 amino acids. Lineage: Eukaryota; Metazoa; Chordata; Actinopteri; Anabantiformes; Osphronemidae. Gene Ontology annotation, biological process: acyl-CoA metabolic process; fatty acid metabolic process.